This is a messenger RNA of Carcharodon carcharias (great white shark), 2315 nucleotides long. It is a transcript of the gene glt8d1, whose product is annotated as glycosyltransferase 8 domain containing 1. Gene Ontology annotation, molecular function: glycosyltransferase activity. NCBI's taxonomy places the organism in Eukaryota, Metazoa, Chordata, Chondrichthyes, Lamniformes, Lamnidae. Gene Ontology annotation, cellular component: Golgi apparatus. The record is from RefSeq and is a predicted model, not a curated record. The transcript is spliced from 10 exons. Bases 183 to 1268 code for a protein of 361 amino acids.
UUGAUAUUUUAUCGCAUGUCAUGUCUUCGUUUUGAGUGUUAUAUGCGAUUCAGGCAAAUAACUAGACAGCCUAUUAUCUCCUCUCGUGUUGAGUUGGCAGUUGGCUGUUAAGUUAAACUUUCGUGGCUUUGCAGGGAUGUAGAUCCAAAGGGUAUGAACUAAAGUUGAAGCAGGACCUCAAAAUGCCUUUCAGAAAAGUUCAUAUCCUUGUAAUCCUACUUGUUGCAAUUGUGCUUUUGAUAGUUAUGCACCAUAAUCUAUUUAAUGUACAUGACCUUUUGAGGAAGGAAAAUUCAGAAUCCAGAUAUGGUGGAGUACAGAGGUUUGCAGGAGAGAGAACUGGUGAAGAGAUUCCAAUUCUAAUCCCAGCUGUAGAAGAGCGACUCGGAGGCGUUAUAGCAGCUGUAAACAGUAUAUAUAGUAACACCAGGUCAAAUGUGGUCUUUUAUAUAGUCACUACAAAUGAUACCAUUGAUCAUUUAAGAGCUUGGCUUCAGAAGCAAGAGCUGAUGGGUAUCAAGUAUAAAAUUCUUGGAUUUGAUCCUCACAUUUUAAAAGGCAAAGUGCAAGUUGAAGGUGAUUCAACUGAAGUAAAACCAUUGACUUUUGCAAGGUUUUACCUUCCUAUGUUGAUUUCUGGCACAGAGAAAGUCAUUUACCUGGAUGAUGAUGUGAUUGUGCAAGGAGACAUUCAUGAACUUUAUGAUACUGAACUGAAGGCAGGUCAUGCUGCAGCAUUUUCUGAAGAUUGUGAUUCUGUAUCUUCCAAGGUGUUGGUUAGAGGUGCUGGAAGUCAGAACACAUAUUUGGGCUUCCUUGAUUAUAAAAAAGAAACCAUUAGAAAACUUGGUAUGAAGGCAAGCACAUGCUCCUUUAAUCCUGGUGUCUUUGUAGCUAAUCUCACAGAAUGGAAGCAGCAGAACAUUACAGAACAGCUUGAAAAAUGGAUGGAAAUCAAUGUAGUGGAGAAUUUAUAUGGUGGUGCUCUGGCCGGCAGUGUUACAACACCGCCCAUGCUCUUGGUGUUCUAUAAACAAUACUCUUCCAUUGAUCCAUUGUGGCAUGUGAGGCAUCUUGGGUCUAAUGCUGGUACCAGAUAUUCAUCGCAUUUUAUUAAAGCUGCCAAGUUGCUGCACUGGAACGGAAGAUUCAAACCCUGGGGUCGUACCUCUUCUUACAGUGAUAUUUGGGAUAGGUGGUACAUUCCAGACCCUACUGGAAAGUUCCACCCAGUACGUCGACAUGUAGAGGAGGAGGAUGCUCAUUAGAAGAAAACAUAAAUGUGACUUCUAAAUCAUUAACUUAGCAUUUGUACACGACUGCCACCACUCAGGAAUUUGUAAUUCAUUUCAAUCUAAGUGUGCAUUCAUAUUGUUUCAAUUUUUAGCUUGAUUUUUUAAAUGCACAAUGAACAAGGUCGCUGACCAUAAUACUGUGGGAAAAUUGAGGAUUUUUAGUAAUUCCUGGCUCUCGUAAUUUUAGCUGUUCAAAUCCUGUGUAAGCCUGUACUAAAUAAGCACCACAGGCUAAAUGUUUUAACCCAGGUAAGAGUACACUACAUUUGUACUGUUAUUCUUUUUAUUCGUAAACUAAUUUUCAUUUGAUCUCUGAACUAAGUAAGUUCUAAAAAUGUAACAAAAUAUCUUGAACGGCAUUGUCCAGAUGGCAUUUUUUUCUUCAAAAGAGAUAUUAAGUCAGAAGCAAUUUAUGACGGAAUAGUUCCAAUACUAGUUCUUGGUGCAGAUUUCUAAUUGUAUUAGAAAUUUGCAUUCUUGAAGCUUAAUAAUGCAUUUACACGAUAACUGCAACACAAAUGAAGACUUCAACAAGAACUGACAUUGCUUCACUAAAUUUGUGUAAAUGCUUAAUAUCAUUUGCUAAGUAAUUGAUUGCAUUACAGUUUGAACAUUAAGACACUUAAACAGAAAAAAUGUGAAUUUGAUUAUCAAGUUUUCAAAUAUUUCAAAGUGAGUGUUUCAAAGAGAGUGCUAAUGAGGAAGAGUAUUAACAGAAACUCGCAAGGAAGAUCAUGCUAAAUUGCCUUUCGGUUUCUAAAUUCUUAUUUGUUCAGCUCCUUAGGUUAGGCAAGAACCUCUGUUGCUAUGUUGGUGUUUCAAGGGCUGUUUAAAAAUGGAAAAGGAUGUUAUUAUAGAGUCUCAAUGUUGGCAAUAUUAUUAAAUUUUCCCUUAUUUUGUAUUAAUUAUUAAUUAGUUAAUAAUAUUAGUUUUCUUAUCUAUAUUAAUAAUUAAGGUCCUAAAAGGGGUUUGAUGGGGUUGGAGUAAAGUAUCUAAAAUAAAUAUCUAUUUAAACCCCCA